AUGCCACCACCAUAUAAGGCAAAACCGGCGGUAAAGGGUUCAUCAUCAGCAACCAUACAGAAAGUCUCGAUUCCUGAGCAAUUCAAGACACUGCGUCCGAGUCGGCCAGCUAACGAAACGCCUACGUUACGAAGAUCGGGAAGCUCUGAUGAUGUGAGAAAUACUACUGCACUGUCUUCCGACAAACAGAUGACGCCUCCACCGCUGCCGCUGAAUCCGCCAAGUUCGUCAAGAAUUGCGAAACCGGCAUGUCCACCGCCACCUCCGCCGAAUCAGCCUUCUCGAAUCGGACGCCCGGUUGUUCCCACCACAGCACCACACAUGCCGACCUCAACCAGCACCACAUCGUUGCCUCCCGUUGCUCAGCGACUAGACGAAGAUUCGCCACCGCCUCCCCCUCCUCCACGGAUAGCUUCCUGUGCUGACCAGAUGGAUCGCUUCACAUUCAUCCCGCUCAACGAGCUACCACCACCAGGAAUCUUUUCGGGUAGCAAGAAAAUCUACGAAUUCCAUUCACCACGUCGAGGCGCAUCACAGUCCACUGCUCCCGCUUCCGGUCACUUAUUCACACAGUCUUAA
Molecule: messenger RNA, 579 nt
Organism: Gongylonema pulchrum
Lineage: Eukaryota; Metazoa; Nematoda; Chromadorea; Rhabditida; Gongylonematidae
Source: the annotation of a GenBank genome assembly